AUGUGAUUGAACAGAGGGACCGCCCGCGCCCGGCCUUCCCUGACACCCUGCGUCACAUGACCUAGUGGCGAGCAGUACAGCAGUUACUGAGUGACACGGGUGACGGGAUCCCCUGACUGUGCCGAGUGCCCUGUACUGCAGACAAGAUGUCGGGUAAAGACAGGAUCGAAGUGUUCCCUUCCCGGAUGGCCCAGACCAUCAUGAAAGCUCGAUUGAAAGGGGCUCAAACAGGACGCAAUCUUCUGAAGAAAAAGUCAGACGCCUUAACCAUGCGCUUCCGGCAGAUCCUUAAAAAAAUCAUUGAGACCAAGAUGCUAAUGGGGGAAGUUAUGCGGGAGGCUGCUUUCUCACUCGCUGAGGCCAAAUUCGCAGCAGGAGAUUUCAGCACAACUGUGAUCCAGAAUGUGAACAAAGCUCAAGUUAAGGUCAGAGCGAAGAAAGACAACGUAGCAGGUGUUACCUUACCAGUGUUUGAGCACUAUCAAGAAGGAGGAGAUAGUUACGAGUUAACGGGCCUUGCGAGAGGUGGCGAGCAGCUAGCUAAGCUGAAGAGAAACUAUGCGAAGGCUGUGGAGCUGCUGGUAGAACUUGCCUCUUUACAGACUUCAUUCGUCACUCUGGAUGAAGCCAUUAAAAUCACAAACAGGCGUGUUAAUGCUAUAGAACAUGUAAUUAUACCAAAAAUUGAACGUACCUUGUCGUACAUUAUCACUGAGCUUGACGAGCGCGAGAGAGAAGAGUUCUACAGAUUAAAGAAGAUCCAAGAGAAGAAGAAAAUUAUCAAGGAGAAGGCAGAGCUGGAGCGUUCCAAGUUCCAGAGAUCGGGAGGUCCACAGCCAUCCAGUCUCCUUGCUGAGGACCGUGAUGAAGAUCUUCUGUUUGACUAGUCAAUCUGUCACUUGUACAUAAUAAUAAAUAAUGUGUAGGGCAAUGUAGUUGUACAAUGGUGUAUUGUUUUGCUCUGACCUCUAAGCCCACCCCCCCCCCCCCUUCCCCUGAAACCACCAGGGGUUUGCAGUGGUUCAUGUCAUAUCCAUUGUGCUUGAUUAUGUCAACUCCAUCACUGUGAACAUUGUAAAGAGCCAUGUUAUUCAAUUACAAAAUACAGUUCUAGCACUGACCAAUGGGCGAUCAGAUCAGGACUCCUCUAAGACCUAUGGAAGCCUAUUUAAACUGCUUAAGUUAUUGUAUAAUUGUCUCGGUUUGUUUUAAAUUAAAAAAGUGUCAUUGUGUACCAUAAUAAAA
Pseudophryne corroboree (corroboree frog) is the source of this 1245-nucleotide messenger RNA. It is a transcript of the gene ATP6V1D, whose product is annotated as ATPase H+ transporting V1 subunit D. The transcript has 9 exons. Gene Ontology annotation, cellular component: proton-transporting V-type ATPase complex. The coding region runs from base 147 to 887 and encodes 246 amino acids. NCBI's taxonomy places the organism in Eukaryota, Metazoa, Chordata, Amphibia, Anura, Myobatrachidae. The record is from RefSeq and is a predicted model, not a curated record. Gene Ontology annotation, molecular function: proton-transporting ATPase activity, rotational mechanism.